Messenger RNA from Equus caballus (horse), 1521 nucleotides. It is a transcript of the gene ELOVL1, whose product is annotated as ELOVL fatty acid elongase 1. The record is from RefSeq and is a predicted model, not a curated record. Gene Ontology annotation, biological process: very long-chain fatty acid biosynthetic process; sphingolipid biosynthetic process; fatty acid elongation, monounsaturated fatty acid. Lineage: Eukaryota; Metazoa; Chordata; Mammalia; Perissodactyla; Equidae. Gene Ontology annotation, cellular component: endoplasmic reticulum; endoplasmic reticulum membrane. Gene Ontology annotation, molecular function: fatty acid elongase activity.
GCCCCCCAGCUGGCCCGCCCCCUCCCCCUCUGGUGACAGAAAGUCGGCCCAGCAGAUGAGGAAGUGGCAGGCAGGCUGGCCCCGGGGACUUGUCUCUGGCCCUGCUCCCUCCGAGCCUUCCACUGCUGCCUGCCUGGCCCCAUACUGAGUCUUCAGCCAGGAUGGAGGCUGUUGUGAACUUGUACCAGGAGAUGAUGAAGUGUGCAGAUCCCCGGAUCCAGGGCUACCCUCUGAUGGGGUCUCCCCUGCUAAUGACCUCCAUCCUCCUGACUUAUGUGUACUUCGUUCUCUCACUUGGACCUCGAAUCAUGGCCAAUCGGAAGCCCUUCCAGCUCCGCAGCUUCAUGAUCGUCUACAACUUCUCACUAGUGGCCCUCUCCCUCUACAUUGUCUAUGAGUUCCUGAUGUCUGGCUGGCUGAGUACCUACACCUGGCGCUGUGACCCUGUAGACUAUUCCAACAACCCCGAGGCACUGAGGAUGGUUCGAGUGGCCUGGCUUUUCCUCUUUUCCAAGUUCAUUGAGCUGAUGGACACGGUGAUCUUUAUUCUUCGGAAAAAAGAUGGACAGGUGACCUUCCUACAUGUCUUCCACCACUCAGUUCUUCCCUGGAGCUGGUGGUGGGGGGUCAAAAUUGCGCCAGGAGGAAUGGGCUCUUUCCACGCCAUGAUAAAUUCCUCUGUGCAUGUCGUCAUGUACCUGUACUAUGGAUUGUCUGCCAUCGGCCCUGCGGCUCAGCCCUACCUUUGGUGGAAAAAGCACAUGACAGCCAUCCAGCUGAUCCAGUUUGUCCUGGUCUCACUGCACAUCUCCCAAUACUACUUCAUGCCCAGCUGUAACUACCAAUAUCCGGUCAUCAUCCACCUCAUCUGGAUGUAUGGUACCAUCUUCUUCGGUCUCUUCUCCAAUUUCUGGUAUCAGUCUUACACCAAAGGCAAGCGGCUGCCACGUGUACUUCAGCAAAAUGGAGUUCCAGGUACCGCCAAGGUCAAGGCCAAUUGAGAAACAUGGCCUAGCUAGGCGCCCACCUAAGUGCCUCAGGACUGCACCUUGGGCAGCAUCCAUCAGUGUCCUCCCCACCUACACCUGUGACCAGGGCUUAUGUGGUCAGGACUGAGCAGGGGACAGGCCCUCCCCUCCCCACAGCUGGUACACAGGGACCACUGCUUCCGUUCCUCACCUACUUCUGGCCAGCCCCAGGGACAUGGCCUCAUUGCCCUCUGCCACUCCAGAGCUGGGGACUGAAAGGGCUGGACACUUACUUCCCCCUCUCUGCCUUAAACUUGGGAGAGGAGCACUCAGGGCUGGCCCCGACCAGGGUCUUGUGGCCUUUUUCCUCACACUAAAGAGGUCAGCAAUAAUCUGUCACUGUGGACUCAGGCUCUCUCCUUCUCCACCCACACUGAAGCAGGAGCUUCUUGGCCAAAGGUCAGGGUGGGUGAGGGGCCUGGAAAUACAGCCUGUGGAGGCUGCUCACUCACUCACUUAUGUCUUCAUUAAAAGUGACAGAGGAAACCACCAA